Pipra filicauda (Wire-tailed manakin) is the source of this 4317-nucleotide messenger RNA. RefSeq names its product exportin 6 (gene XPO6). Gene Ontology annotation, molecular function: nuclear export signal receptor activity; small GTPase binding. Lineage: Eukaryota; Metazoa; Chordata; Aves; Passeriformes; Pipridae. The transcript is spliced from 24 exons. Gene Ontology annotation, biological process: protein export from nucleus. Bases 323 to 3700 code for a protein of 1125 amino acids. The record is from RefSeq and is a predicted model, not a curated record.
CGGGCCCGGGAUGCGCCUGGGGUAGUCCCGGUACGGACCCGGCACGAGCAGCGGCACCGCCUCACACCCGGCACCGGCACGGGCCGCGCCCCCCACCCACCGCACCGUCCGACCGCAGCCCUGCCCAGCGCCCCGGGGCUCCCCGUCCCCGCCAACGGGGGAGGCCCGGGGGCUGGGCGCCGGCGGCUCUCCGGUGCCCGCGGUGCGCGGCCGGCGGGGGCUCGCCGGUGCAUGGGCAGGGAGGCCCCGCCGGGCCGCCGCCCGCCAUGAGAUGAGCGGAGCGCGGCGUCCUGCCUAGAGCCGCCCCGGAGCCGCCGCGGCCAUGGCAUCGGAAGAGGCCUCGCUGCGGGCUCUGGAGAGUCUGAUGACAGAGUUCUUCCACAACUGCACGACAAACGAGCGGAAACGCGAGAUAGAGGAGCUUUUAAAUAACUUUGCCCAGCAGAUUGGAGCCUGGAGAUUCUGCCUGUACUUUCUGUCCAGCACGAGGAAUGACUAUGUGAUGAUGUACAGUCUGACUGUGUUUGAGAACCUGAUCAAUAAGAUGUGGCUCGGGGUCCCAUCUCAAGACAAAAUGGAGAUCCGCAGCUGCCUGCCCAAGCUCCUGCUGGCUCACCACAAAACUCUGCCUUACUUCAUCAGGAACAAGCUCUGCAAAGUCAUCGUGGACAUCGGCCGCCAGGACUGGCCCAUGUUCUACCACGACUUCUUCACCAACAUCUUGCAGUUAAUCCAGUCUCCUGUGACCACUCCCCUGGGGCUGAUCAUGCUGAAGACGACGUCGGAGGAGCUGGCGUGCCCGCGGGAGGACCUGAGCGUGGCCCGCAAGGAGGAGCUGCGCAAGCUGCUCCUGGACCAGGUGCAGACGGUGCUGGGGCUCCUCACAGGUAUUUUGGAGAGCAUCUGGGACAAGCACAGUGCCACUGCUGCCACUCCACCACCAUCCCCGACUUCAGGAGAGAGCGGUGACCUGUUGAGUAGCCUGUUGCAGAGUCCCAGUGCAGCCAAACUCUUGAACCAGCCAAUCCCCAUCCUCGAUACAGACAGUGAAUAUAUCUGUUCCCUGGCUCUGGAGUGCCUGGCACACCUCUUCAGCUGGAUCCCUCUGUCCACGAGCAUCACCCCCUCCCUCCUCACCACCAUUUUCCACUUCGCCCGGUUCGGCUGCGACACGCGCGCGCGGAAGAUGCCUUCGGUCAACGGCAGCAGCCAGAACUCGGUGCUGGGGCAGGAGCGGGGCCGGCUCGGGGUCCUGGCCAUGUCCUGCAUCAACGAACUCAUGUCCAAGAACUGUGUGCCUAUGGAGUUCGAGGAGUAUUUGCUGCGGAUGUUCCAGCAGACUUUCUACCUCCUGCAGAAGAUCACCAAGGAGAACAACGCGCACACGGUGAAGAGCCGGCUGGAGGAGCUGGAUGAGAGCUACAUUGAGAAGUUCACAGAUUUUCUCCGUCUUUUUGUGAGCGUCCACCUACGGAGGAUCGAAUCCUACUCUCAGUUCCCGGUGGUUGAAUUCCUGGCACUGCUGUUCAAAUACACUUUCCAUCAGCCUACACAUGAAGGUUACUUUUCUUGCUUGGACAUCUGGACACUCUUCUUGGACUACUUGACAAGCAAAAUUAAAAGUCGCCUGGCAGACAAAGAAGCAGUGCUCAACAGGUACGAAGAUGCCUUGGUUCUGUUGCUGACAGAGGUGUUGAAUCGGAUCCAGUUCAGGUAUAACCAGGCACAGCUGGAGGAGCUGGAUGACGAGACACUAGAUGAUGAUCAGCAGACGGAGUGGCAGCGGUACUUGCGCCAGAGCUUGGAAGUGGUGGCCAAAGUCAUGGAGCUCUUGCCAACUCAUGCCUUCUCCACACUUUUUCCGGUUCUGCAGGAUAACCUGGAAGUGUAUCUGGGGCUCCAGCAGUUCGUGGUCACUUCAGGGACAGGGCACAGGCUGAACAUCACUGCAGAGAACGACUGCAGGCGCCUGCACUGCUCCCUGAGGGACCUGAGCUCUCUGCUGCAGGCCGUGGGGCGCCUGGCGGAGUAUUUCAUCGGGGACGUGUUCGCUGCCAGGUUCAAUGACGCCCUGACUGUGGUGGAGAGGCUGGUAAAAGUGACGUUGUAUGGAUCCCAGAUUAAACUGUACAACAUUGAAACCGCAGUCCCCUCUGUGCUGAAACCUGACCUCAUCGAUGUCCACGCUCAGUCCCUGGCAGCCCUGCAGGCCUAUGCACAUUGGCUGGCCCAGUUCUACAGCGAAGUUCACCGGCAGAACCCGGAGCAGUUCAUCUCUCUGGUGUCCACGGCGCUGGAGGCCAUCACCCCCCUCAUCAGCUCCAAGGUGCAGGAGAAGCUGCUGCUCUCUGCGUGUCACCUGCUCGUCUCUUUGGCCACCACGGUGCGCCCGGUGUUCCUCAUCAGCAUCCCAGCAGUGCAGAAGGUCUUCAACAGGAUCACAGACACUUCUGCCCAACGCCUCCCAGACAAGGCCCAGGUGUUGGUGUGCAGAGCCCUGUCCAACGUGCUGCUGCUGCCCUGGCCCAACCUGCCCGAGGGGGAGCAGCAGUGGGCCGUGCGCUCCACCAACCACGCCAGCCUCGUCUCGGCCCUCACCAGGGAGUACCGGCAGCUCAAGGCCACGGCCAUCCUGCCCCAGAGGAAAGUGCAGCUGGAGGACACCAAAGUGAUCAUCCAUCAGACACUCAGCGUUCUGGAAGAUAUUGUAGAAAGCAUCUCCGGAGAGUCCACCAAGUCCCGCCAGAUCUGUUAUCAGUCGCUGCAAGAAUCCGUGCAGGUCUCACUAGCCCUCUUCCCAGCUUUCAUUCAUCAGUCAGAUGUGACAGAUGAGAUGCUGAGCUUCUUCCUUACCCUUUUCCAAGGCCUGAGGGUGCAGAUGGGAGUGCCUUUCACUGAGCAGAUCAUACAGACCUUCCUGAACAUGUUCACCAGGGAGCAGCUGGCAGAGAGCAUCCUCCACGAGGGCAGCACCGGCUGCCGGGUGGUGGAGAAGUUCCUGAAGAUACUGCAAGUGGUGGUGCAAGAGCCAGGCCAAGUGUUCAAGCCUUUCCUGCCCAGUGUCAUCUCACUGUGCAUGGAGCAGGUGUAUCCCAUCAUUGCAGAGCGCUCAUCUCCUGAUGUGAAAGCAGAGCUGUUUGAGCUGCUUUUCCGGGUCCUGCACCACAACUGGCGGUACUUCUUCAAAUCCAGUGUGCUGGCCAGUGUCCAGAGGGGAGUGGCAGAGGAGCAGAUGGAGAACGAAGCCCAGUUCAGUGCCAUCAUGCAGGCCUUUGGCCAGUCCUUCCUGCAGCCUGACAUUCACCUGUUCAAGCAAAACCUCUUCUACUUGGAGACGCUGAACACGAAGCAGAAGCUGUACCAUAAGAAGAUCUUCCGGACGACGAUGCUGUUCCAGUUUGUGAACGUGCUGCUCCAGGUGCUGGUGCACAAGUCCCACGACCUGCUGCAGGAGGAGAUCGGCAUCGCCACCUACAACAUGGCCUCGGUGGACUUCGACGGCUUCUACUCCGCCUUCCUGCCCGAGUUCCUGGCCAGCUGUGAUGGGGUGGACUCCAACCAGAAGAACGUGCUGGGAAGGAAUUUCAAAAUGGACAGGGACCUGCCCUCGUUCACACAGAACGUGCACAGGCUGGUGAACGACCUGCGCUACUACAGACUCUGCAAUGACAGUUUGCCCCCUGGAACUGUGAAGUUAUAGUUGCUGCACUGGACUCCUCUUCCACCACUGUAGGGAACGGAUCCAUGUUUCGGUUUGCCACCACCCCCUCUCCUCCCGGGAUUUGUCAGUGCUGCAGGACAUGGGGUCCUGCCCAUGGCCACGCCCUGGAUUCACACACCACGCUUCCUUUUAGUUCUCCUUUCCCAGCCCAAAGGCCCUCAGCUGGAGUCAGCAGGAUGUGUCUUAACGCCCACUCGUGGGGCAUCCCAACCGUUGGAAAACCCUCUCCCGGGGCUUUCCUUCUGCUAUAACGUAGCACUUUGUUGCGUCCGGAGAUUUCUGUGGAGUUGUCUUGAGAGAUCAUGUCGGUAUCAAACACGAGGCAGAAGCGCCAAAGACUAACUUCAGACAUUCAUACCUUCGUGUCAUUCCACCUCCCUGCCCUGCCCAGCUUUCAGAGGAGGAGUCUCCUGAUGUUGGGACUGGUUUGGCACUUCUGUCACUCCCUUUGUUUUUAAAUUGCCUUGAAAACCUCCCCGAUGUUUUCGGGGGUUAGAGACUUUUUUUUGGUUUUUUUAAACAUUUUCUCAUCAUUCCAUUGUGAUACUAAAACGACAUGCUUAAUGGGAAUAAAGUGCUUACUUUGUUGUUUUAAA